GCUGUGAGCCAGCAUCAAGCCGAGCUGUGCGGCAGCAAAGACUGAGCCGAAACAUUAUUGAGAGUCAGAACAUGAAGGACAAGGCUGAAAAACAGAGCACCUAGUUUUACAAAUGUAGACUCAGAGCUAGUCCAAGGGAAAGAGAAAGCAAUCUGGAAUUGGCAUCUGUGGUAAAUUCAUUUGGGGUGUGGUGUUUAGUGGUGCUUUAGAGGACCGGUGCAGUGUCUUAAGAAGGAAGUGACAAUUGAAUGGCACUGUUGUCUUGCAGCGCAUGAAGUCGGCACACAAGAUCCAUUAGAUAAAAUGGCGGUGAGGCAGAGGAUUUUCAAUUCAACAGCGCCCUUUUCCGGGUCAUCCCAGGCUGAGCUGAAGGGAUCAUACCCAUCCUGUUCAGCUGUGGACCAAGACACUGAAGACGAGGGCGAAGAGGCGAAAGACAGCAAAAUCGACUUAAUAACCUAUAAUUAUUUAAGGUAUUUUAAUAAAGUUGUGUCGCAAGGGUCUGCGGCACAGGUUGGAGAAACACCAUUGAAGACCUCAGGCUUUAUUGCACAAGAAAGUCAACCCCAGGACUCUCAAGAGUUUUCUCCAUCUGUUUUCGAACGUUAUGUUCCUGCUCCCAACUGCUUCAACAGCAGUGUCUCAGAACACAACAACGUGGCUUGCCCGACCACAGCUUCCAUCCAGGAGCCAAACAGUUCAUCAACACAGGUCACGCCAAGAAAGAAGGCCCGGAAGAGACAGAAGCGCAAGGGGAAGAAGAAACUGGAGACGAAGAAGGAGAAACAGCGCCUCAGACAUCGUGUGCCUUCUGGAGUUCCUGAACAAGAGAGUGGAAGUUGGAUCCUGGGUGAGCCAUCUCUUGAUGACAGAAGCAACCUCAGUAGCUCUUGCUGUAGCAGCAUAGAAAGCUCAGACGAUCAGGGUCAGAGGUCGUCUAUCUAUAGCCCAUCGGGAUACAACAGAAGUACUGAGCUACAGCAGAGGUGCUGGGGUGGAGGGGACCUGAUCUGUGAACCCCUUGACUCAUAUGGGCAGGACAGCGACUCGGACUCCUCCAGCAGUCUUGGUGACUGUUCGCUGGCCUUAGCGGGCCUCAGGGGCAGCGUGAGUCAGGGGGACCCGUGCUACACUGGCCACUUCUUUAAAGAGGUGGAAAGAGAGGCGAGACAAGAAGAAGAUGAGCUGUCAGCAGCUGAUUCUAUCACCACUGAAGGAUUAGUCUAUUACAAUCAGCAAAUCCAGAUUGUGGACUCCGAAUACAGACAAGGGAGGGAGUAUGUCUUCUUAGAGUUCAUCAAGCAAGGUUCUUAUGGCGAAGUACACAGUGCUCAAGAUGUCAACACAGGCUUCAGAUUUGCUGUCAAAAAGAUUGCCCUUAAGAGGUUCAGCAGUGAGGAGGCGGGUACGUGGAGUACCCUCAAGUCUCCUCGCGUGGUGGAACUCUUAGGAGUGAUCAGAGAGGGGCCUAAUGUUGUCCUUUUGAUGGACCAUAAAUCUGGCUCCUUGGGCCAGCUGAUUGCGGAGCGUGGACGACUGCCAGAGGACCUGAGUCUCCACUACCACUUCCAAGUCCUUACAGCACUGGAGUACUUGAUGAAGAAAAAAGUAGCACAUCUAGAUAUAAAAGCUGACAAUGUGUUGCUGUCGGACGACGGUCAGGACACUUUCCUCUGUGACUUCGGACACGCAGAAAGGCUCGACAAACAGGGACAGAGCCUCAGCAGGUCCAAAGAUCUGAAGGGUACAGAGACACAUAUGGCCCCUGAGAUUGUGAAAGGUGAACCCCGCGGAGCCAAAGCAGAUGUGUGGAGCAGCUGCUGUAUGUUUCUUCACAUGAUCAACGGGUGUCAGCCUUGGACUCGAUACUACACCUGCAGACUCUAUCUGAAGAUUGCUCACGAGCCGCCGCCUCUGAGAGAGAUCCCGACUGACUGUAACCCUCUCACGGCUGAAGUAAUCAAGGCAGGACUGCAGAAGGAUCCAGUCAAGAGAGCCUCAGCAUCUGACCUCAAAGCAAAAACUGCCAGAGCUCUGAAAGAAGUGGGAGGACUCAGCAGCCCAGUGAGAGGACCGUACACAGAGCCCCUGUAUGUUGUCAACAAACCACCUGACUCCGUCCAACACAUAUACAGCAGCGUUCAGGAUGAGGAUGACAAUCAGGAGUCUAUUGAGGAAGUGCAGACUCCAGAGAGAAGGAAGAAGAGCUACGACGAAAAAGAUGAAGCUAAUUGUGAUAAGUCAGAUCUGGGCUCACCUCUCCGUCUGCAAACACCUGUUUACGAACCGAUCCACAAGACUGGCAGCAAGGUGACCACCAAGUCUGAACUUGAGCUGCGCAAACUGGAGCGAGAUUUCUACCUGAGCAGUCUGUCUCAGCUUCAUUCGGCUGAGAUGCAGGAACAGCUCUUGUCUUGCCUGAGUAGUGACUAUUACUCCAAUCGAGACCAACUGGACAAAAAGGACUCUGGCCGCUGGUCUCUGAGCCCAGGAGAUGACUUCAGCUCUGGUGUCUUCUCCUACAGCAGUCAGCCGGACGGGCAGGUUUUCAGCAUGGACUUCCUCGGUCACUCGCAGCUGCCACCUCCCUGUUGUUUUGAAGGAGUGGACGUGUGUAUCAGAGACUUCAAAAGGAGAAGCAUCCGCAUCAGAGAGACUCGCCGUGUGAAGGUGGGCCACAUCGCCACAGGAAUCAGUGAUCAGAUAUCCGAGAGGGUUUUCACGUUGGAGACCCUCCAGGGCCAGCAGAUUGCUCAUGAUGAGGAAGUGCAGGAGUCUGGGCUUGAGCUCUGCUGUGUGUCUGCUCCUGACUUCAGUCCAGGAUGGAAAUGGAGGGUCAGAGACGGUGUGCUGGAGACCAGAUAAAGCCCAGUGUCAUCUUAAUUGUUGUACACCACACUUACUGUUGAAUUGCGCCUUCUGUGUGUUGUCUGGGGACCAAGGUUUGAUCUGUCGCUUUCAGCAUAUCUGUCUUAAAUCUGAAGAAAGGUCAUGGUGAUGUGUAACUGCCAGAUUAUGUCUUGCAUUUACAUACGAUUCAGUCAUGCCACUGAGCCAUUUUUACCCCUGUGAUGUUUACAUUUACCCAAUAACAUGUUUUCCUAUUCAAUAAACCACAUUCAGCAGAAAG
This is a messenger RNA of Sphaeramia orbicularis (orbiculate cardinalfish), 3130 nucleotides long. RefSeq names its product mitogen-activated protein kinase kinase kinase 14a (gene map3k14a). The record is from RefSeq and is a predicted model, not a curated record. Gene Ontology annotation, molecular function: ATP binding; protein kinase activity. Lineage: Eukaryota; Metazoa; Chordata; Actinopteri; Kurtiformes; Apogonidae. The transcript has 17 exons. Gene Ontology annotation, biological process: protein phosphorylation; canonical NF-kappaB signal transduction. The coding region runs from base 304 to 2865 and encodes 853 amino acids.